CGAACGGCUGCUGGACGUGUGUGAAAGCAUAGCGCAUAGAGUGCGGAGCGCAAGAGAGAAAAUAUAGAGAAAGGCUAAAGCGGGGCAAACACAUACACACACACAUAGACGCACAGACAGUGACACAUUCACAUUCACACGCACAGGCACAUACACACGAUUAGAGAUUAAUAAUACAAAACUAAGUUGAAUACGAAAAAGCUGAAAUAACAGUUAUUUAUAGUAACGCGCUUGAAGUGAUUGUGCGUAAAAACGCUCUGCGAAUUUCUGCAACAAAAAAGUGGGUUAAGACGAAAGCUUUGCGAGAAAACAAUUCUUUUGAGGUCGCUCGUAAAAGCAUUCUACAUUUUUUCGUGGCCAUUGUUGUGUUGUUGUUGCUGUUGCUGGCAGUAGUUAAAAAAGCGUUGCAGACAUCGGUUGCAUGUGUGUAUGCGGCGGGGCAGAAGUGAAAAAAUGCAGUGCAGCAGCAAAAACAAAAACGAAGCAAAGCAAAUGGCUUGAUAGGCAACUAAAUAUUUAACAAUUUAAUUAUAACAUACCCAAAAACGAACGUGAUAUUUUACAACUGUGGCCUGCUUUUAGCACAGUACAAAACAACAACAACAAAACACACACAGAAACAUACACACGUACAGACACACACCAACACACACGCAAACUACAUAUAUAGCAAUAUAUGCCCAUUGAGUGCCUUAUAUCAUUUGAUAAUAAUCCACAAGGUGUCUACUAUGCCGGACAGGAACUAUCUGGCGUUGUUGAUCUCAGCGUCGAUGCGACCAAGCGCAUUAAAGGCAUUCAUGUCACCGUCAGCGGUUAUGCCAAGAUACGCUGGAUAAAAAAGGGAUAUCCGCGGGACAGCGAACGUGCCAUGUGUCGUGCCUAUCGAUCUUAUCUGUCAUCGCGAUCGUAUGUCCUUGGCUCCUGUGCGGGCAACUCGUGCAUCGAUUGGCUGGCCGGCGAAUACUCGUACACGUUUCACGUCAUACUGCCCGAUAAUCUGCCCACAUCCUUUGACGGCAAGUAUGGUCAAAUACACUAUGAGAUCAUAACGACGAUCGAGCGAUCGGGUCGCUACCCGAAAGUGUUCAAGCUGCCAUUUACCGUGAUACAACCAUUGGACCUGAACGCCGAUGCCAUCUACAAAGUACCUCUGGAGAUACUCGAUCGCAAGCGCUUCUGGAGCUUUUGCUGCCCAACGGGGCCGCUCACCGUCAAGUUCUCGACCCCCUACUGCGGCUAUGCGCCCGGCCAGAAGAUCCAUUUUGUUCUGUACAUCAACAACGAAUCGUCGAUCGAUAUAACCGAGUGCGAGGUGAAGCUGAAGCAGGAGGUUAGCUACGAGUCGCACGAUCCGCAGCAUGAGUAUCGCUAUGACAAACACCUGAUAGCCUUAAAGCAGUUCGGCAACGUGUUGCGCUGGUCACGCAAGGUGUACAGGGGAUAUUUGGAUCUGCCCUCGAUACCGCCGACGUCGGUGAAGCCGACCUGCCCCAUUAGCGUUAACUAUUCGAUUAAGAUCAUUGUGAAUCCGACCGAGUUCCAUUGGAAGCUGAAACUCAAAAUUCCGCUUACCAUCGGCAGCAUACCCAUCAUGGAUGGACCCGAUGCGCUGCUCCGUUUCAAUCGCCAGCAGCAACAGCAUCAAGUAGUUAGUCAACACUUUCAAAUGUCAACGCGGCAGAACCAAAGGCCGCACCGACCACCGCAACGUGGCAGCCUACUGAGCAGCAGCAACAAUAGUAGCAACAGCAACAGCAACAGUAACAACAACAACAACAAUCAGGCAACACAUGCCCUGCAGCGAUCGGGUGCGAUACUGCCGGCCCAAUCGAGUCCCUCAACAAUGCCAACGACUGCCGACCUGAGGCCAAUGGCCACCAUGCCAGCGAUAUUAGUGACCAGCGAUAGCGAUAGUCCCCCAGAUUAUAUACCCAUGAUGCCGCCCUCGUACGAAGAUGCCAUGGCUCUGAGCGAAAAGUUUAGCGAUGAUAUCGAAUUCCUGACAAAUGUUAGCAUGAGCAGCAUUUUGUCCGCUCAGGGCGACGUAACAAGUGAGCGUGAGCCCUUUAAACCGCGUUACCCGGUCUAUUACGAUUACGAGACACCGACCAUACCGCCCGAGACGCUCUACAGUGAAAGCUCGAACACGCAGAUUCGCUACGCCGUGCCACAGGAAACGGAUGAGAAUGGAACGAAUGAACAAGGAACAGCUGAUCUAUUGAACUGCGAGAAAAAGUGAAGCUGAAUGC
Messenger RNA from Drosophila navojoa, 2249 nucleotides. Its product is annotated as arrestin domain-containing protein 17. Gene Ontology annotation, cellular component: cytoplasm. Gene Ontology annotation, biological process: protein transport. Lineage: Eukaryota; Metazoa; Arthropoda; Insecta; Diptera; Drosophilidae. The record is from RefSeq and is a predicted model, not a curated record.